CAAGUAUUGGCGUGAUAAACUUGCUGAAAAUACAGUGAAUUAUACCCGAAAGAUGCAUUCUUCACAGGAUCAAACUCAAGCUCCAAAGCCUCGAUAUAAACAAACCAAAAUUUUAAACCAUUUUAGUUCAGAUGAACCACUUCCUCCUGAAAUAAGUAGCCUUGAUUUAGUAAAACUUAAUGAUAUAAAGGAAUUUAUUUCAAAUUGUGGAAUAAUUACAGGAUUUUUCAAUAAUUCACAUCAAGGUUCUGCAAUUUUAGCUCAAGGUUUAAAAGACAUGAAGAUUAAUAUUGAGAGAUUACAAACAUGGUGUAAGACUAGAUGGGGUUCAUUAUAUAUGACAGCAGAUUCAAUCUUACGUGCGCGUCCUGUUUUUGACUGGAUUUUAUUAGAACAUAAUGGUAUUGUCACAAACUCAAAUGUUUAUCUCUUAAUUCAAGAUGAUGAAUUUUUUAUGAAGUGUCGUCAUAUCCGUUCAAUUUGGGCCCCCAUCAAGGAAUGCAUUAAUAUUGUUGAAGCAAAAUCAGCUUCUUUAGCUGAUUGUUUUGUGCAAAUGAUUAAACUAGCAAUUGCUAUAUUUCGCCUUCCUUCAUCAAAUCCCUUUAAAGCUUCAGCAAUUCAAAUUUUUAAUACUCGUUAUCUUGAAUUUCAACAUCCCGCCUAUCUUUUAUGUUAUUUUCUUCAUCCUUAUUAUCGAGGUUUAGGACUUAAUGAUGAAGGAUUUAGAAAUACCGCAAUUACUGCUACAACACUUUGGCAAAAUUUAGGAUAUUCUGAACAAGAAUGUAGAGAACUUCUUACUCAGUUUCGAAAAUAUGAUCAAAAACUUAAGCCUUAUGAUUUACCUUAUGAAAAAAAUAUGGAUACACCUGAAUUAUGUAAACCAUAUCAUUUACGAGAUCUUGCACUUCGUCUAUUUGGUAUUGCUGUUUCACAAGCAGGAUGUGAACAAAAUUUUUCUAUACUUAAAUGGAUUAUUGGAGAUAGACGUACAAGAAUUGAUGUUCAAAAGCUUGAAAGUAUUUCUAAAAUUCGUUCUUAUUAUUUAGCAAGCAUUAAAAAUGAAUUAUCAUAUUAUGGAAAGCAUUUGAAUGAAACAGAAUUAAGAGAAGUUGCCAAUAUUUCGGCAGUUGGUGAAAUUAUUGCUUUAGAUGAUAAUAAUGAUAUUAUUAAUCAUCUGUCAUUAGAGGAAAAUCAGGUAGCUCAGGAGAGAAAAGGUAUACAAGAACGUACUACUUUAAUAUUGGAGGAUAUUGUUGAUCUUACACAACCGAUCUUUGAAAAU
Molecule: messenger RNA, 1285 nt
Organism: Funneliformis mosseae
Lineage: Eukaryota; Fungi; Glomeromycota; Glomeromycetes; Glomerales; Glomeraceae
Source: the annotation of a GenBank genome assembly